Messenger RNA from Impatiens glandulifera, 1947 nucleotides. RefSeq names its product DEAD-box ATP-dependent RNA helicase 47, mitochondrial. Bases 181 to 1791 code for a protein of 536 amino acids. Lineage: Eukaryota; Viridiplantae; Streptophyta; Magnoliopsida; Ericales; Balsaminaceae. The transcript is spliced from 2 exons. The record is from RefSeq and is a predicted model, not a curated record. Gene Ontology annotation, molecular function: RNA helicase activity; RNA binding; ATP binding.
UAACAUCUGAUUUUUGAAGCCACUGCCGCUGGUCUGUAUCUCUUAUUCUCAUCCAACGCCGCCCAAAAUCGCUAUCGCCGCCGCCUAGAAUCGCUAUCGCCGGUUCAUCAGGCACGCUAUUGACGUAUAUACUUCACAUGUUCCGUUUCUCAAUAGAGAAUAGUUUAUAUCUUUAAAGAUAUGCCGUCGCUAGCUUCAACGCAAUUCCUUUUCUUCAUCGGUGAUUCAUUUGCAUUAAGCAAAUUACGACAGGUUUGUACUAGAUCUCCAAUACACACCACUCUACGUUUCUUGAGACAUGAUACCCAUGAGGCCCAUGACAAAAAACUGCCACUCACUCUCGCAAGCCUAGGGUUCAGAAACGAACUCGAACUCGACACAACUAUAGACAUUGAUAAACAAAACGACGCUGCCAAAGCUCUCAGAAUCAAAGAGAAAGUCUCGAGGACUAUUAGAAUGGAGAAGGCCUUAAAAAAAAGUUCACUUGAUAUAGAAGGAGCCCCAUUCGCUGCGAAAUCGUUUUCAGACCUCGGUCUUCCACCUUGGUUGUUGGAGAGACUCGAUAAGGAAGGGUUUAAGAUUCCAACCGAUGUUCAAUCGACUGCAGUUCCGGUUAUUCGUAAUAAUCACGAUGCUGUGAUUCAAUCUUACACGGGCUCUGGUAAGACAUUGGCCUAUCUCCUCCCCAUUUUAUCCGAACUGGUUUCAUCGAAAAAAAGUGACAAACGUGAGAUUGAAGCGGUUGUCGUGGCUCCUUCACGAGAGCUGGGAAUUCAGAUAUUUAGAGAAGUCGAGAAGUUGUUAGGACCGGUGGAUAAAAGACUUGUUCAGCAGCUUGUCGGAGGAGCUAAUCGAUCACGACAGGAAGAGGCUUUAAAGAAGAAUAAACCGAUUAUCGUCGUUGGAACUCCAGGUCGAAUCGCGGAGAUUAGCACUGCUGGAAAACUUCACACUCACAACUGCCGUUACCUAGUUCUAGAUGAAGUCGAUGAGCUUCUCUCGUUUAAUUUCCACGAGGCCAUGCAUCGAAUAUUGGAACACGUCGGUCGGAGAGCUGGCGCAGUUGCCCGGGUAACGAGCACGGCCAGCCCCGACCGUAGGAUUAUCAUGGUGUCUGCAACUGUUCCUUUCUCCGUGAUUAGGGCAGCCGUAAGCUGGGGAAAAGAUCCGUUACUCGUUCAAGCGAAAACCGUUACCCCGCUCAAAGAUUCCCGUCCUUCAAUCUCAGUUAAUUCGUCUGUUUCGGGCAGCCCUCCUUCACCUUCACCACCAGAAUCGACUCUACCGCCCGGUUUAAAACAUUACUACUCCGUUUCACGUAUACAACACAAAGUCGACACGUUGAGGCGGUGCAUAAACGCGCUCAACGCGAAAUCAGUGAUCGUGUUUAUGAACCAUUCGAGGCAGUUGAAGGACGCCGUGUACAAGCUUGAGGCUCGCGGGAUUGAUUCCGCGGAGCUUCACGGGGAUCUUAAUAAGCUGGCGAGAUCAACUACUCUUAAGAGGUUUAAGAACGGUGAUAUUAGAGUUUUGGUGACGAACGAGCUCUCAGCUAGGGGUCUGGAUGUGUCGGAAUGUGACUUGGUGGUUAAUCUCGACUUGCCUACUGAUUCGACUCAUUAUGCGCAUAGGGCCGGUAGGACGGGUAGGCUUGGAAGGAAAGGCGUUGUGGUAACUGUGUGUGAGGAUCGGGAGGUGUUUGUUGUGAAGAAACUGGAGAAGCAGUUGGGGAUCCCGAUUGAAAGUUGCGAGUUUAACGAUGGGAGGCUUGUUGUCGAGGAAUCGAAAUGAGAAUGGUACACAUUUAUAUUGAUGUUUGUUUUUGAAGUAUUUAGAAAACGUUAUUUUAUAUAUAGGAGCAUUACAUAAGGUUUUGUCUAUUGAACAUGUUUUGCCUGGGUUUCAAAUACAAAACAAUUAUUAGAUUCAUUUGUUGUGCUUUCUGUG